This is a messenger RNA of Beta vulgaris subsp. vulgaris (sugar beet), 1464 nucleotides long. RefSeq lists its product as uncharacterized. The transcript has 2 exons. Bases 685 to 1440 code for a protein of 251 amino acids. The record is from RefSeq and is a predicted model, not a curated record. NCBI's taxonomy places the organism in Eukaryota, Viridiplantae, Streptophyta, Magnoliopsida, Caryophyllales, Amaranthaceae.
AUAUAAAAUUUCUCAUCUUAAGUGCUCAAAACCUUCCUUGCCAAAAUUAAGCGCUCAAAACCUUCUUUGCCAAAAUUAAGCGGUAUCUGAUCGAAAUUUCUGGAAUUCGUAAUUUAACUCCCAAAUUCUUCUCGAUCAGUUUCCUUCUAUCAAAUUCCUAAUUCCUAACCCCUUAAAUUGCUAACUCCUAAACCCUUAAAUUCACAAUUCUAGUAUUGAAGAAAUUCGCACUUUAUUCCAAGCAAUCUAUGUUCCUGAAUUUCGCAGAUUUGUGUUGUCGAGUUGUCAAGAAGCAAUUUGAGGAUUUUGCGGAUUUGCGGUUUCGUGGCUUGGAGCAAGUCUUAUAAUUUCGAUUGCCAAAUUGUCGAAGUAUGUUUCUUAAUUUUCAUUUCUACUUUACUCGUUUUUUUAUUUAUAAAAUACUAUGCUCAUAAUUUUGGUUUUGGUCGAUUGUAGCUUCUUGAAUAGGCCUAUUAUUUCUUCUUGAAUUGCCAUUGUUUGUUGCAUAAUUGGUUUCUACUUCUUUUUUUUUUUUUUUUUUUUUUUUUUUUUUGCUAUGUAAGAGAUAAGUAUUAUUUCACUAAGCAACCCAAUCGUAGAAAACUACAUUCUCUAUUUGUCUACUACUAUUUUAAGGGAUUAUUUUCUUGGGUGAAUUGUGUUUCGUUUCGUCGGUAUUGAAAUAUGUCAUUACUGAUGAAUGGUGUCACUAAAUGUUGCGGUUUAUAUAUACUUCAAAAAGCUCCUCUCUCCUCUCUCAACGGGCGAAAAGCUAUUCUGCUUUUCCACGUCGUUGCCAUGGCAAGAGGGCGAGGUGCUAAAAAGAGUGCUCAGAAAGGGAAGAAUAAGAAAACAGGUCCAUCGACUUCUCCGAUUAAGAAAACAAGGUAUGUUGAUGAGUUGCGUGGAAUAGCUGAGCUAGAAGUAGUAAGUCCAGUAUUGGAGAAAUGUUCUAAAGAGGUUGAGAAUCCUGAGGCUGCUACGACGAGUUCGCCGGUGAUAGGUACUAAUAAUGGCACCCCAUUGAGGGAGGAAAGUGAUUUAACUGAAUGGGUUCAGAAGAUUAGAAAUGGGUCUCAGAAUACGAAGUUGCAGGGGAGGGUCUCAUGGGCAGCACGUAUGGAGGAAGAAGCACAGAUGAAUGCUGAAGCCCAUGUAAAUAUCAUAACUCCAUCUGUUAUGGUUGAAUCUGACUAUAUACAAGCUGAGAUUGAAUAUUGGUCUUCUGUUGUGGUGUGUUAUGUGCUUGGAGCUAAUCCUCCAUUACCUGUGAUGGAAGGGUAUUUUAAACGAAUUUUGGGAUCAUUAGGGAUAGCUAAGGUUGCGUUAUUUGGGAAUGGGAUGUUUAUUGUUCGUUUCAAUAAUGUUGAUGAUUGUAUGAAAGUAAUGUCGGGGGGAUUUCAAUUGUUCGACCGGAAACCAUUAAUUAUUAAGCUCUAGGAUCCUGAUAUGUCACUAGAUAAG